Otolemur garnettii (small-eared galago) is the source of this 6901-nucleotide messenger RNA. It is a transcript of the gene EMB, whose product is annotated as embigin. The record is from RefSeq and is a predicted model, not a curated record. The transcript is spliced from 9 exons. Gene Ontology annotation, biological process: axon guidance; homophilic cell-cell adhesion; dendrite self-avoidance. NCBI's taxonomy places the organism in Eukaryota, Metazoa, Chordata, Mammalia, Primates, Galagidae. Bases 111 to 1103 code for a protein of 330 amino acids. Gene Ontology annotation, molecular function: cell-cell adhesion mediator activity. Gene Ontology annotation, cellular component: axon; plasma membrane.
CUGGCAGCGGGCCCUGGGCCAUCGGCGAGUGUGCACGGGGACUCGGGACACCGAGGGCAGCGAGCCGACGGAGCGGUCUGCGGCAGGACCGCGGCGGAUCCUCCCGCGCCAUGCGCGCCCUCCUCGGCCUGCGGGGACUCCGCGGACUGACGCUCGCGCUGCUUCCCUUCCUGUGCCUUCUCGUCGCCGCGCUCCCGAGCCUGGCGGACGGCGAGGAUCCAGAUUCACCUUUUACAACUCUACCGGUCCAAGAAGACGACAUGAUGGCAAUAGACUCUAACCAUUCCUUGGAGAUUCAUAACAUAUCACUGACUGAAUAUUCCACUAUGCCGAUAGAGAAAAACAUCACGUUAGACAGGCCUUCUGCUGUGAAGCUCAUAUGUGAGCUGACAACCUCUGGAGAUCUGAAUUCAGUAAAUGUGACCUGGAAAAAAGGUGAUGAUGUGCUUGAGAAUAAUUAUCCCACCAGUGCAACAGGAAAUAUCCUAUAUACCCAAUACCUGUUAACCAUCAGUAAUAGCAAACAAAUGGGAAGUUAUUCUUGUCUCUUUCAAGAGGAAAAAGUACUAAGGGGAACAUUUAAUUUCAAAGUACCCGAACUUCACGGGAAAAAUAAGCCAUUGAUCUCUUACGUGGGGGAUUCUACUGUCUUGACAUGUAAAUGUGAAGACUGUUUUCCUUUAAAUUGGACCUGGUACAGCAGUAAUGGGAGUGUACAGGUUCCCGUUGGCAGUCAGCAGAAUAAGCACGUGGUGAACGGGACGCACGCGAAUGAGACGAGGCUCAGGAUAACACAGCUUUUGGAGGAAGACGGGGGAUCUUACUGGUGCCACGCGCUGUUCCAACUGGGCGAGAGUGAAGAACACAUUGAGCUCGUGGUGCUCAGCUAUUUGGUGCCCCUCAAACCAUUUCUUGCAAUAGUGGCUGAGGUGGUUCUUUUAGUGACCAUUAUUCUGCUUUGUGAAAAGUACACCCAAAAGAAACAACAGCCCUUGGAUGGUGGGAAAGAAUUUGAACAAAUCGAGCAACUGAAAUCAGAUGAUACUAAUGGUGUAGAAAAUAAUGCUCCAAGGCUCAGAAAAACUGAACCUGCGGGCCAGUGAAUGCAAAGCCACAAGUCAAGGACCACGGGAAGAAGUCCAAAGAAUUUGUAUUUCAGCUUUGUUUAUCUUUCUUAUUAAGGGCAUCUGAGUUUUUAUUUUUAAAAGGAUGAAAACUUUGCAUCAUGCUCAGCAGUAGUUUCGUAAAUAAUAUAUGCUAUCUCAGAUCUAAAGAUAUAUUUUUAUUCUCUCAUUGUUUGAUAUUAAUGCAGGGUAAAUUGUAGUAAAUAUGCUCUAUAAACUAUAACCCAGGGUAAUUACUUUUAUUAUGGUCUUCAAGGAACACAGAAAAUAUAUACCAGCAAAAUCACUUAAUAGUUCAGAGGACCAACGUCACUCAAGACCUGUUUAUAACCAAAGAAUUCAUCACAGAGAAUGCUCUUUCCAUUUGUCUUAAAAAGUUUUUCUCCAAUCAUGCUUUCUGUGUACAGAAGUAUUUGUAACAAUUUUCACGUAAGGUGAAUUCUUCUGUGAUAUUGAAAAAAGUAUAUCUUCAGUAGGGAAUAAAUGCUUUCUGCCUCUGCUUGUGAUGGUUUCUCUACAGUCUCCACAGCAAAACAAACUUCUUAUUCAGAAUUGUUUGCAUAAGGCAAGAAAAUAAAACCAUAUGCUUGCCCCAAAGCUCUGUCACUAGAUAAGCAAAAUGUCCAGUGUUUAAUCCACUUAUAACCACUGCUUUCCCACACCAGACUAAAGUGCUUCUGAAAGCAUAGCGUUGUUUUUUAUCUGUGGGUUUUGGACUUCUUAAGGUACUUGGUAUUGAUGUUUGAGAGUCCAGGCCCACAUCGUCCUGAUGCAACCAUACUGCAGUGAGGCUUCUGUGGUUCACGGUUUUCUGGUAUCUUUUUAUUUGAUACCUGUUUUCCUGAUAGUCAUGGCUAUUUGGAAAAACGUAUUAGUAGUGAUUUACAAUAAUGAUUGCUUUGACUAAAAUCUAGAAGUGCUAAAGAAAUUUCUGUUUGUUUUGACUGCCUCACACUUACCUUCAAAAAUGAGAUACUUAGUUUGCAUUGCACAUAUAACUGAAAUAUCUUAUAAACUCACUAAAAUAAAAUGAAAUAAUAUCUGAAUAGAUGCAAAAAAUUACUGGUGGCUUUGAAUGUAAUGAAAUUGAUGCUACAGGAUCUUAGAUGAGAUCAAAGGCCACGAUAUGAAACUGAUAGGUGUCCUUGGUGCUGGUGGGUCCAGUGUUGCUUGUGGGGCAACAGUUAAAACAAUCAGAAGCAAAGAGGGAAGAGCUCGAGAUGGUGGCGAGGAACCCCCGAUUCUUGGUGGCUAGGCAUGAAAACAUGAAGAAGAGGAAUUCAGUGAUUUCAAAAGAAACAUUUUAUGGAAAUUUAUACCAUGUAUGGGCUAAUUCAGGUAACAUUACGGUAGUGAAAAUCAUAUUACAUUUUAGUGUUUAUCAAUAUCACUAGUACAAAUAAUGUAAGGUAGUGACUUGGAAACUGCUCACUAUUUUAUUGCUGUCACAAAAUGCAGCAUUUUGUUGUAAAGCAUAUUAACUGCACACUCAACUUUAUUGAACUAGAAUAUACCCUUAAGAAACACCUGACUUCAUUUUAUUGUCUCUCAGAGCUAUACGUUUAUUUCAGUUUAAUUCAUUAUUAUUUUGACAACAUUAUCUUGGGUGAUAGCUAUAUGAUAGCAGGUGACCAGUCAGUUAGCUUAAUUAAUCUAAAUAAUUUGAAUUCAGUGAAACAUUAGCCAACCUGCUAUUUGACUAAGUCAAUACAGCAAAGCAGUAUGUUUGUAAUGGAGUAUGUGGAAAAUACUCCCUAAAAAAGCAGCUCGUUUGCGGUAUGCAUCCUUCCAUCUUGCCACCACUGACUAUUUAGGCUAAAAUAGUUUUCACGUAAGAAAAAUUACUGCCCAAAGGUAAAAUAGCCUGAAAUACUUAUGCAGCAAAUUGAAUUUUUAAGUGGCAAUUGUUGCUAUUUACUUUUUCUAGCAAAGACAAUUUAUUUCAGUAACUUUAAACAGGAAAAAGUCCUCCAAAAUUAAAGUUGGUUUUGGCUUUUCAGAGUCUCUCUGGAGGAUUUCUGGAAAAUUACCACUGUUAAAUUAAAAAUGGACUGCUUCCAUUAACUAACCUCACGAAGAUGAUAAGUGGAUUAACUAAUAAUGACCAAUUAUAAAUUGACGACAAAUUCUGAGGAACAGAAAAGCUGAAGCAGGAAAAUUACUCCAAGUUUAUAUAUUAGGCACCUUGGGAAAUUCUCUUAAUCUUUCCAGCUAACAGGGUUUUUCAGCAUAAUGAGCAGACUUAAUGAUGUCAUAAAAUUCCCAGAUACUUUCACAUUCAGUUUAUGCUAAAGUAUAAAUCUUCUUUUGCCGUCUUUUUCUUUUUCCCCAGCAUCUAGUUAUUUGGCCCAAAUCUAGAACUCAUUGUGAUCCUUUCUUCUCUUGUAUUAACUAAUACUUACUGGUUAGGGAUCUUGUUCCUAUGACCUUCUGAAGAGUUCAUGAAUCACUUCACUGCCUCUGCCGCCCUGCCCUCGCAGCUCUGCCCUCGGCAGCUGUAACAGUUAAUCCCUUGAUUGUCCUACUUCAGUCUCUUCUAUCAGUCCAUCUUUUGCAUGGCUUUCGAAGUCCUCUUUCUAAAACACAGAUCUCACUGUGCAGCUUAACGUGACAAGUUAGAUUUCUGCAGGGUCACCUUUGCCAUUUCCAGAAGGAUGCGUACUGGAAUUCUCCAAAUCACUAAUCUCACUUUAGGAUCUUAAACCAGCCAUGGCACAUAGAGAUUUGGCCCAGAAUUUUCUUCCCACACUUCUUCCUGCUGGACUAACUGGAGGUCAGCUUUUAAGGCUUUCAUCUGAUGUUUCCUGAAGAGCCCUCAUACUCAGUGGAUCACAUACCAUUUUUUGUGCUCAAAUAACUCCAUAUUUCUCUGUGUUUAUUACUGUGUAUUAUACAUUUGUUGGGCUCUCCCGUAUCCUGCCUUCUAUAUCUGUGCCCUGUACCUACCACAGAGAGGGUGUAGUAGAGAUGUCUUGAGAUGUGUGUUGAAUGGAUGAAAGUAAAAAUACAAAUUCAAUUUCAUAAAUUUGAACUUAAUUUGAGAAAAGCAAUGUAAAAUGUGAAAAUCAGAAUUGAAAAGAAUAUUUCAACAGAAGAAAACAGUUUGUAUAACUUCAAUGUUUGCUGAUAUUACUUUGAAAAACACAGAACAAAGUUCCCAUCAGAUUUUUCUUAAAUAAUGUAUUAAUGUCUUGUGAGCAAAGGGAGUUCUAAUUUCUAAACUAUUAUAUAGAGGCUGUUGCUUUCAACUGUUUGUUCUUCAUGUUUCAUGGACAAAGUACAAAUGUAAACCCUAUUUUUAUCCUGUAUCUCAAAAAGAUAGCACAUUAAUUUAGACAUAAGGAAUUUUAAAAAUUGUACUCCUUUGAAUGGUACAGUAGAGAGCUGGUACGUGUGCCCCUUCCGUUAACCUCCUUAUUCUACUUCAUCCUGGCAGCACCUCAUUAGACUUUAGAAUAUCGCAGAACCUAAUUCAAAAUUGAAAGAAACAAUUUUUUAAAAAGUUUUAUUGAUUUGUUUUGAUCACUGGAAGCAUUAUCUUUUGCUAAAUUCAUUUUUUUUAAAAUGUCAUUUCUGCUUACUUAUUCCCCAGGUCUUCAUCUUUGAGGCAUUUAAGUAGGUCUAUGCAAAAUGAUUUACUGAAUAUCCACUGUACUUCUCAAUAGAAAAAUAAAUCUACUCUAAAUAAAUAAGUCCAUGCAAAGAAUCAGAAUUGCCAUCGUUCAUCUUUAGAUGGGAAUAAGUUCAAGUAUGUAGUCCCAUACUAAUUAAAAGUCACAAUGACCUACUUGUUCCAUGCUCUGAAUAAAUACUUAUUGAAUGAAUAGAAAAUAGAGGACUUACUUAUUCAGAAUCUUAAGAUAUAUGUAUCUGCUUUGAUUUUGAUUAAUUAACCAUAAACUGAUCCUAGAGUUGAGGGAAGAAACGGGAAUUAUGUGCACUUGUUUUGUAUGAUAUUAGGAAUAUAUCUGUACUGUAUCUAGAAGGGCACUGUUGUACUGUUUACCAAUGGAGCUUUUCAUUAAGGAUAUGUCAUAUUAUUAAAUAACAAUGACAGGUAUUUCUUGAGUGCAUAACAUGUGAUGGGCACUGUGCAAAUGCUUUGAAAUGUUUUAUCUCAUUCAAACCCCACAUCCUCCCAUACUAAAAGAGGUAUCAUCUACUGUUUUAUAGAUGAGGAAACUCAAGCUUAGAGAGAUGAAGUAAACUGCCCAGAGUCACCUUGCCUGUAAGUGUUCAGAGCUGGGAUUGCAAUGCAAGGAGUCUGGCUCCAGAGCAGAGGCUUAAUCACCAUGUUGAACAGCUUUGGCCUGUUAAUUACAUGCUGCUUAAAAAGUGAGGCUAUUAUCUAUGAAAUAUACUUUUUAUGUAAAUUAAUUCCUUUAGCAGGUCAGUUGUAUCAUGAGUUCUAUUAUCCUAUUCUCAAGCUUUAUGGGACGUAUGUGUUGGCACUUCUGCAGUGGUCCUGGGGAGUCAAUACACAUUUGUUCUAGGGCUCUUUUUUUUCUUAUGUUUUUAAUUUUUUCUAAUUUAGAGUGAUGAUAAAAUUCACCAUCUAAACACUGAAAACAAAAGAUGGUGCUAUUUAUGAUUUCAUCAGGACGCCAGGCAGAUAUCACACUUAGGCUGUGGGAAGAACUAAGUGAUUUAUGGAUGGUCCACCCUAGACACAGCAGUGACAUCUGCAGCAAGCUGGAAUAAUAAACAGAUAAACCAAGAAAUAAACAAGAAUCAGCCAUUUUUAAUACAUGUAAGAAAUAGCUGUUUAUGACUUUCACUAUAGACAAGUGCCUAUAAUGAGAUAAUUUAGGAAGAGUCAAGUUUUAUCACUUUAAUACCCAGAGUAUCUAAUAUGAUCUACUAGGAUUAAGAUUUACUGGCAUUCAAAAGUAUGAUUCAUAAAUUGUAAAAGAAGCUGGUGAAGAAGGUCAUGUUUUGGCUGGCCUGUAGAAUACUAAAGAAUUCUGUGGGCUUGUGUAUCUUCUGAUUGGUAUGUCAUAAUAAUAAUGUCUGUGAUUCUUAAUGAAUCAGGAAUGCUUGAUUGUGCUUGAUUUAUACAAUGAAAUUUGCUUAUGAAAUCAGUGAAUAUCAUUCAUGAAUAACAUUGUCAAAAUUACUUUCAAGCUAUAUUUAAACUAUAACAUUGAUUACCCCUUCAUUACCCCAAUCAGAAAAUGCUAAGGAAUCCCACUUAGGGUAUUGGUUAAAAUCUGUAUAUUGUUUUGAUAUUAUUAUGUUUAAAAAACCUUAUUCCUAACAACUUAUUUUGCUAUUUAAUUUUCAAUUGACUUCAGCAAAUAACUUAGCACAAAUUCUUAUUUUUCUGAAGUCUAUUUGAUAAGCAAAUGAAAAUAUGAGAGUAAUUACAUCUACAAUUAACUACAAUGCUAUUUAAUACUAUAAAAAGAAUAAGAAAACAUGACACUAACUGCUUCUGUAAUUUUUAAGAUAGAAUUGUGACCAUAGUCUGUUUUUCUUUAAAUCAAAGACCAAGGAUUUAUUGUCACAUUAUUUCCCGGUGACUGUAAUAUUUUCCUUCUUUGGCAUUCAUGCCUACGUCUCGUCCAUCCCUUUCUGUAAUGUGGAAGCAACAUAGAAAAUGUAUGUACAGAAAAUGUUUUUAAAAAAACUUUUCUGUUGGGUGUAUCUCAAAAGUUGUAUCUAAUAUGCAACUUAAUUCAAUAACAUUUACAUUUUGAAUUAUAAGUAAAGAAUUGGAAAAUAGAUUCUCAAGUUUUUAACUUUUGAUACUGUUUUAAAAGUGACUAUAAAGACAG